Molecule: messenger RNA, 1912 nt
Organism: Phacochoerus africanus (Common warthog)
Lineage: Eukaryota; Metazoa; Chordata; Mammalia; Artiodactyla; Suidae
Product: sialic acid-binding Ig-like lectin 14
Biological process (GO): cell adhesion
Cellular component (GO): plasma membrane
Molecular function (GO): sialic acid binding
Source: RefSeq, a predicted model, not a curated record
AUGAGCUUUGAAUUUGAGGAGGCACCUAGGGGCCUGGACUGGGCCCUGCCCUGGCCGAGGCGGACAUGGUGCCCCUGCUGGCUGCUGCUGCUGCUCCUGCUGUGGGGGGGGUCCCUGCAGCAGGAUCAAGGUUUCUGGCUCCAAGUGCAGGAAUCCGUGGCGGUGCAGGAGUGCCUGGGUGUCCAUGUGACCUGCUCCUUCUCCUUCUCCUGGAGUUACUGGUCUUCCCCUGGCAAACUCUUCAUCUACUGGUUCCGGGAAGGGGAUAACACCCUCGUCGGUGAGCCUGUGGCCACAAACAACCCACACAGACCAGUGAAACCACAGACUCGGGACCGAUUCCAACUCUCUGGGGAUCCCCAGAACAAGGACUGCUCCCUGAGCAUCAGAGACGCCAGGAUGAGUGACACGGGGGUCUACGUCCUCCGGCUGGAGGAAGGAAACAGAGUAAAACACACUUACACAGAUAAGAAGCUGAAGGUGCAGGUGACAGCCCUGACAGAGAAACCCGACAUCCACUUUCUGGAGCCUCUGGAGUCUGGCCGCCCCACAAACCUGACCUGCUCUCUGCCGCCAGUCUGUGAUGGGGGAAGGCUUGUCCAUUUCUCCUGGGCGGGGGCCGCCCUUGAUGCUGUGGACCCAGAGGCCCUUGGCUCCUCGGUGCUCACCCUCACCCCGAGACCCCAGGACCAUGGCACCAACCUCACCUGUCAGGUGAAACUCCAAGGAGCUCAGGUGACCACGGAGAGAACCAUCCAGCUCAAUGUCUCCUACGCGCCAAAGCUGAUGACGACCAGAAUGUUCCAGGAAAAAGUCACAGACCUGAAUGGCACAUCACUGCCGGUCCUGGAGGGCCAGUCCCUGCGCCUGGUCUGUGGGGCUGACAGCAACCCCCCUGCCGUGAUGAGCUGGUCCCGGGAGGGAAGAGCUCCUCGCCCCUCGCAGCCCUCAGCACCCGGGGUCCUGGAACUGCCGCACGUGGGGGCUGAUGAUGGAGGGGAAUUCACCUGCCAAGCUCAGAACCCACUGGGCUCCCAGCAGGUUUCCUUCCACCUCUCUGUGCAGAGAAGCCCCCCUUCCUGCAGCUGUGUGACUGAGGAGCAGCAGGGCUCCUGGCCCCUGGUCCUCACCCUGAUCAGAGGGGCCCUGAUGGGGCUUGGUUUCUUCCUCGCCUAUGGCCUCACCUGGAUGUACUACACCAGGUGUGGAGGCCACUAGGCAGCAGUGCUGAGAGGCAGGACUGAGCCUCCCUGCUUCUCAAGACAGGGUUCCGUGAGGACGAGGCGCCCAGAAGACACACAGGAGAGGACAUUGCAGUCAGCUUCUUCCUGGAAUCGCUCAAUGCAAACCUUAUCUCCUUUGCACCCAUGAGCUUUGAAUUUGAGGAGGCACCUGUGUGAUGCUGUAGAGUCUAUCCCAGUGAAAGGAGACUUUUAUUUCGUAUGUGUUCCAGGAGCAGGUGGCAUAGCCCGCUGGGCAGGGCCCCAGGGGGAAGCACCAGGUGUUGCUGAGGCAGAAGGAGCAGGUGCCAGGAAGGCUUUCCUGGGGUUUCCAUGGAAAGGCAAGGCUGGGCAGGCAAAAUACAUUGGGAUGUGCUAGUUUGAAUAAGCCUGGUGGGUUUGGGGCUCUGACGAUGGUCUUGAGUAGACUGCUACCAGUUCAGGAAGGAUUUAGAGAAGGGAAAUAGGAUCUUGGUGGUGGGAGGGGUAGUUAAGGAGAAUGGUUGAGGGUUAUGGGCUAAGGAUUGGUUGGUUUGCAGCUGAAAGGUGAGCUCCUGGCAGGGCCCUUUUCUGUCUCUAAGAAUUGGCUGACCCUGGGAGGCGGCGUCCUUCCCAGGCUGGUACGUUUUGUAAGAUGUCCAAGCAUCAUAUGAUACAGGAAAUAAAACACGACUGUGGUCUACACCCCCCAA